Molecule: messenger RNA, 1155 nt
Organism: Diorhabda carinulata
Lineage: Eukaryota; Metazoa; Arthropoda; Insecta; Coleoptera; Chrysomelidae
Product: E3 ubiquitin-protein ligase RNF25
Exons: 6
Coding region: 96-986 (296 amino acids)
Biological process (GO): protein ubiquitination
Cellular component (GO): nucleus
Molecular function (GO): protein binding; ubiquitin protein ligase activity
Source: RefSeq, a predicted model, not a curated record
GAUGAUGUCAACAUCAGAAACAGCUGUUAUGUAUAAACGUCAAACAAACCUUUUAAAAAUUUUAUUGAUUGUGCCCAUUUUAGGAAUAUAUAAUAAUGUCGGUAAAUGAAAGAGUCCAUGAAGAAAUAGAAGCAUUAGAAGCAAUUUUAAUGGAUGAUAUAUCAAUUAUUUACGACUCACAAGGUCGUCCAGAACUAAUUAAAUCCACUAUAUUCCCUUCAACUGCAAACGAAGUAAACAAACAGUAUGUUUGCGUGACGCUCGAAGUAAAUCUUCCCGAAGAAUAUCCUGAUUGUGAACCAAACGUUAAACUUAGAAGUCCUCGCGGUUUAGACGACUCAACAAUUAAUGAUAUUUACAAAGCUAUCGCUGAGAAAUGUAAGGAAUAUCUUGGUCAACCAGUUAUAUUUGAAUUGAUUGAGCUCAUCAGGGAAAGCUUGACUGAAAGUAACUUGCCAACCUGUCAGUGUGCGGUUUGUUUGUAUGGUUUUGUUGAAGGAGACAAUUUUACAAAAACUGAAUGCUUUCACUACUUUCAUUCCUAUUGUUUAUAUAAUCACGUCAUUACAACUAAGAGACAUUAUCAAGAAGAGCAAGACAAGUUACCAGCUUGGCAAAAAUGCACUAAAGGAUUUCAGGCAAGCUGUCCAGUUUGUAGGGAAUCAAUAAACUGUGAUGUUGAAGAACUGAAGACAGCUCUUCCUCCUAAAGAUUUAGAAAACGCUCAAAAUUUCCAAGUUACCAGUGAUCUAAAAAUAUUACAAGAAAGUAUGCGGCAAUUAUUUUCUUACCAAAAAAGCAAGGGCGGUAUCAUUGACAUUGAAGCAGAAGAGAACAAGUUGUUGUUGAUUACCGAUUCUGGUGAAGAUGGAUCCGGUGAUACUACUGAGGACCCAGGACCUAGUGAUGGCGUUUUGGAGCCAGAUGUAAUCCAAAGGGGUCAAAGAUAUGAGUGCAGAAUGAAUUCUGUUUUCAGUAACAGAUGACUAAGGCGCCCAUUCAACUACCGGUUUUCGCAUAAUCUAAAUGUCAUUCUCCAAUAUUUAUCUAAUCAUAGAUGUGUUUUAUAGAAUCGAUUAGUCUCGGACUUUUAUUUAUUUAUUGUUUGUUUUUUAAUUUUAAUAUUACUUUUAGUAAAUAUGUUGAAAACUAAAA